Messenger RNA from Nannochloropsis gaditana CCMP526, 219 nucleotides. RefSeq lists its product as uncharacterized. Gene Ontology annotation, molecular function: chromatin binding. The transcript is spliced from 2 exons. The annotation marks the transcript as partial. The record is from RefSeq and is a predicted model, not a curated record.
UCCGCGCCUGGGGAGGCCAUGAUGGAGGUCCGGUGGUACUGGACCCCGCAGGAGCUGCUCCCCAAGGUGGAGGACAGGGCCAAGUGCCUGCUGCGGGAGCUCUUUGAGAGCGACCGGGUCGACGAAAUCCCCGUGGAGUCCAUCAACGACCACAUCCAAGUCCUGGCGCCUUUCGCAGGGCGGGCAAAGAGGGACGGAGGCAAAGUCCCGGAGGGUGCG